Molecule: messenger RNA, 770 nt
Organism: Cantharellus anzutake
Lineage: Eukaryota; Fungi; Basidiomycota; Agaricomycetes; Cantharellales; Hydnaceae
Exons: 2
Source: RefSeq, a predicted model, not a curated record
CUCCUUCCCCACACAAGCAACCCUCCGUCCUUCGAUUUCCACAACGAUUCUAUCGCUCGUCGCGGUGCAUCUUGUAGUGCAUACCGACGGUUUUGCCUCAUUGCCGCGUGGUGAUCGGUUUUGUUUCGGCUCAUACUUGUACUUGCCGGAUAAUCUUGCUGCAAAUAACUCGAUUUCCUUCCGGCUUCCCUCUGCAACGGGGCUGUUUCUUGCGUUAUUUCAUACAGCAGCUUCCGUGAUACGAAUUACGGCCUGCACAGCAACCUUCGGCGACGCUGUUAUCGUGCUCCAUCCUGUUACAAGCUACUUCCACGCUCCUUCUGCUCAGUCACCAUCCGCACUUUCCAACUUGUCUCAUUCUCCCUUAGCUUUCAAGACGGCGUCUCUCAACUCCCAAAUGAACUCUCUGAGAUACAUAUCGCGACAGUUCGAUGUCUUUGCUGUCCAAUCCAACUCAUCACCGGCUACUCCAUCCACGUCCUCUGAACUCUCUGGUCAUCAUGGCGUGGAUGAUGACUCGCGGCCCUCGCGGCCUAUCGGGGUGAGGAGGUCUUCAUUUCCCACCAUCUCACGGAAACGAUCAUCAGGGCGACUUCGUAAGAAGAGUCUUGGUUCUAAUAGUGCUCCUUCAACUCCCAUUCCAACCUUCCCGAUGCCUAGAGCAUCACCUAGUCCAAGGAGUAGACGACGACGACGAAUGCUCCUUAGAUCUUCGCUAUCAACGAUAUGGCAAUUGCUUUGCACGACCUGGCUUUGGCUGAGUCGGUCAA